AUGGAGCUUAUGACAAUGGACCAACCCCAAUUACUGUCUAAGAUAGCCACGGGUGAUGGACAUGGUGAAAAUUCCCCAUACUUUGAUGGCUGGAAGGCUUAUGAAGAUGAUCCCUUUCAUCCCACCAAGAAUCCUAAUGGUGUUAUCCAAAUGGGUCUUGCAGAAAAUCAGCUUACUUCUGACUUGGUUCAACAUUGGAUAAUGAGUAAUCCUGAGGCUUCAAUUUGCACUCCAGAAGGAGCGCGUGAUUUCAAGGCCAUAGCUAACUUUCAGGAUUAUCAUGGUCUUCCGGAGUUCAGACAAGCUGUGGCUAAAUUCAUGUCAAGAACGAGAGGAAACAGAGUCACGUUUGAUCCUGAUCGUGUUGUUAUGAGUGGUGGAGCAACCGGAGCACACGAGGUCACCGCCUUUUGUUUGGCAGACCCCGGUGAUGCAUUUAUGGUCCCUACUCCUUAUUAUGCAGGUUUUGAUAGGGAUUUGAGGUGGAGAACAGGAGUUCAACUUCUUCCAGUUAUCUGUGAAAGCUCUAAUUACUUCAAAUUGACAAGGGAAGCAUUGGAAGUUGCGUUUGAGAAAGCCAAAGAGGAUAACAUCAGAGUAAAGGGCUUGCUUAUUACCAAUCCAUCAAAUCCAUUGGGAACUAUCAUGGAUAGAGAGACAUUAAGAACAGUGAUGAGUUUUAUUAAUGAAAAGCAUAUUCAUCUAGUAUGCGAUGAAAUAUAUGCUGCCACAGUUUUUUGCCAUCCCGGUUUCACGAGCAUCGCUGAGAUAAUAGAGGAAGACACUGACAUUGAAUGUAACCGUGACCUGAUUCACAUUGUUUAUAGUCUUUCAAAGGAUAUGGGGUUCCCUGGCUUCAGAGUUGGCAUCAUAUAUUCUUACAAUGAUGCAGUGGUCAAUUGUGCUCGAAAAAUGUCCAGCUUUGGAUUAGUGUCCACACAGACCCAAUAUCUUAUGGCAUCAAUGUUGUUGGAUGAUGAGUUUGUGGAACGGUUCCUUGCAGAGAGUGCUAAGAGGCUUGCCAAAAGGUAUGGAGUUUUCAUUAGGGGUCUUGCCCAAGUUGGCAUAAAGUGCUUGCAGAGCAAUGCUGGUCUCUUUCUAUGGAUGAAUUUGCGUAGUCUUCUCAAGAAACCAACAUUUGAAGCAGAAAUGGAACUCUGGAAAGUUAUCAUUCAUCAAGUGAAGAUCAAUAUUUCCCCUGGUUCUUCUUUUCAUUGUUCCGAGCCAGGGUGGUUCAGGGUAUGCUAUGCAAACAUGGAUGAUAAGGCUGUGGAAGUUUCUUUGACAAGAAUGCGCGCAUUUGUGAGUCAAAACAUGGCUGCCAAGAAACCUUGUAACCACAGAAACUUAAGGCUAAGCUCCUCAUUCAGAAGGCUGGAUGAUUUCUUGAUGUCACCUCACUCCCCUAUUCCUAUAUCACCUCUAGUUAAAGCCACGACUUGA
Messenger RNA from Gastrolobium bilobum, 1443 nucleotides. RefSeq names its product 1-aminocyclopropane-1-carboxylate synthase-like. Gene Ontology annotation, biological process: biosynthetic process; amino acid metabolic process. The record is from RefSeq and is a predicted model, not a curated record. The transcript is spliced from 4 exons. The coding region runs from base 1 to 1443 and encodes 480 amino acids. Gene Ontology annotation, molecular function: transaminase activity; pyridoxal phosphate binding. Lineage: Eukaryota; Viridiplantae; Streptophyta; Magnoliopsida; Fabales; Fabaceae.